AUGACGACAGAUAAUACUAGCUCAAUUCAACAAAUUACUGCAGGUAGUAACAUUAUUGUAGUCUCGAAUAGAUUACCCGUUACUAUCAACAAGAACCAUGAGACUGGUGAAUAUGAAUAUAAGAUGUCAUCCGGUGGUCUUGUUACCGCUUUGCAAGGUCUUAAAAAAACGUCCACUUUUCAAUGGUAUGGUUGGCCAGGUUUAGAGAUUCCUGAUGAGGAUAAAGAAAAGGUUAAGAAGGAUUUGAAGGAGAAAUUUAACGCAAUUCCAAUUUUCUUGAGUGAUGAAAUUGCAGAAUUACAUUAUAAUGGGUUUUCUAAUUCAAUUCUAUGGCCUUUGUUCCAUUAUCAUCCUGGUGAAAUUAAUUUUGAUGAAAAUGCUUGGUUGGCCUACAAUGAAGCAAAUUUAACAUUUGCUAAUGAAAUUCUGAAAAAUACGAAAGAUAAUGAUUUAAUAUGGGUUCAUGACUACCAUUUAAUGUUAUUGCCUGAAUUGUUAAGAUCAAAGAUCAAUGAAAUGAAAUUUAAAAACAUUAAAUUGGGUUGGUUUUUACACACUCCUUUCCCUUCAUCUGAAAUCUACAGAAUUCUCCCUGUAAGACAGGAAAUCUUAAGAGGGGUUCUAAGUUGUGAUUUGUUAGGUUUCCAUACCUAUGACUAUGCAAGACAUUUCCUUUCUGCAGUGCAGAGAGUGCUAAAUAUAAACACUUUGCCAAAUGGUGUGGAAUAUCAUGGUCAUUUUGUCAAUGUGGCUGCGUUCCCAAUUGGUAUCGAUGUUGACACUUUCACUGAUGGUUUAAAGACUGAAAAAGUACAGAAGAGGAUUCAAGAAUUGAAGGAAACUUUCAAAGGUUGUAAGAUAAUUGUAGGUGUCGAUAGAUUAGAUUAUAUCAAAGGUGUGCCACAAAAAUUACAUGCUAUGGAGGUGUUCUUGAAUGAACAUCCAGAAUGGAUAGGUAAAGUUGUGCUUGUACAAGUUGCUGUUCCAAGCCGUGGUGAUGUCGAAGAAUAUCAAUAUUUGAGAUCUGUAGUCAAUGAAUUAGUCGGUAGAAUAAAUGGUCAAUUCGGCACGGUGGAAUUUGUUCCAAUCCAUUUUAUGCAUAAGAGUGUUCCGUUCGAAGAGUUAAUCUCACUAUACGCUGUGAGCGAUGUUUGUUUAGUCUCCUCUACAAGAGACGGUAUGAACUUGGUCUCUUAUGAAUAUAUUGCUUGUCAACAAGAAAAGAAAGGUUCCUUGAUUCUCAGUGAAUUUGCUGGUGCUGCUCAAUCUUUAAAUGGUGCUCUUAUUGUUAAUCCAUGGAAUAAUGAUGAAUUAUCAGAUGCAAUCAAUGAAGCAUUAACUCUUCUACCUGAAAAGAAAGAAGCAAACUGGAAGAAAUUGUAUAAAUACAUCUCCAAAUACACUUCAGCCUUCUGGGGGGAAAAUUUCGUUCAUGAAUUAUACAAUACAGGUAACAGUUCCUCAGCUACUGCCAGCAAAUAA
Molecule: messenger RNA, 1482 nt
Organism: Kazachstania africana CBS 2517
Lineage: Eukaryota; Fungi; Ascomycota; Saccharomycetes; Saccharomycetales; Saccharomycetaceae
Gene: TPS1
Product: alpha,alpha-trehalose-phosphate synthase (UDP-forming) TPS1
Exons: 1
Coding region: 1-1482 (493 amino acids)
Biological process (GO): cellular response to heat; trehalose biosynthetic process
Cellular component (GO): alpha,alpha-trehalose-phosphate synthase complex (UDP-forming); cytosol
Molecular function (GO): alpha,alpha-trehalose-phosphate synthase (UDP-forming) activity
Source: RefSeq, a predicted model, not a curated record